Striga hermonthica is the source of this 1017-nucleotide messenger RNA. Lineage: Eukaryota; Viridiplantae; Streptophyta; Magnoliopsida; Lamiales; Orobanchaceae. The record is from the annotation of a GenBank genome assembly.
AUGAGUUUUCCAAAAAACCCAUUGAUCCCGAGUUUUGUGUACACAAGUCAAUCAAAUAAUCAGGAUCAACAAAACCGGCAUGGUUUUGUUGUUCCGGCACCGGCCGAGAAGGGAGCAAUCGAGAUGUUUUCACCGGCGUUUUAUUGGGCCUCCGCCGCCGGUGGGCUGUUGAGCUGCGGUCCGACUCACACCGCCGUCACCCCACUUGACAUCGUCAAGUGCAAUAUGCAGAUUGAUCCGGUAAAGUACAAAAGUGUUGGCUCUGGUUUUAACGUGGUGCUAAGGGAGCAAGGCCUGAGAGGCUUCUUCAAGGGGUGGGCCCCGACUUUGCUCGGGUACAGCGCGCAGGGCGCUUUUAAAUACGGCCUGUACGAAUAUUUCAAGAAGUAUUACUCGGAUGUUGUGGGCCCCGAGCACGCUGCCAAGUACAAGACGUUGAUCUAUCUGGCGGGCUCGGCUUCGGCCGAGGUUAUAGCCGAUGUAGCCCUAUGCCCGUUUGAGGCGGUUAAGGUUCGGGUCCAAACCCAACCGGGCUUCGCCAGGGGUUUGGUCGACGGGCUUCCGAAGAUUGUCCGGACCCAAGGGGUUGCCGGGCUGUACAAAGGGAUUGUUCCACUUUGGGGACGACAAAUUCCAUAUACAAUGAUGAAGUUCGCGACGUUUGAGAACAUUGUCGAGGGCAUAUAUAAGUACGCCAUCCCGACUCCAAAGAACGAAUGCAGCAAGAGCUUGCAGCUUGGCAUUAGCUUUUCGGGUGGGUACAUAGCUGGCGUUUUAUGUGCCGUUGUUUCGCAUCCUGCAGACAACUUGGUCUCUUUCCUCAACAAUUCUAAGGGAGCGACUAUUGGCGAUGCUGUGAAAAAGCUGGGGUUGUGGGGUCUUUGCAGCCGAGGCCUCCCUCUUCGUAUUGUCAUGAUCGGUACACUCACCGGAACACAGUGGGGCAUCUAUGAUGCAUCCAAGGUCUUCUUUGGCCUGCCUACUACUGGUGGAAGUCAUGUUCCUGCACCAAAGUGA